Molecule: messenger RNA, 3410 nt
Organism: Paramormyrops kingsleyae
Lineage: Eukaryota; Metazoa; Chordata; Actinopteri; Osteoglossiformes; Mormyridae
Gene: fcsk
Product: fucose kinase
Biological process (GO): GDP-L-fucose salvage
Molecular function (GO): fucokinase activity; ATP binding
Source: RefSeq, a predicted model, not a curated record
GUCCCCUCUCGUGAUUGCAGUCCGGAAGUGCCGUGUCAUUACUCGAAAGCGAUGAACGCAUCGUGACAUACUCAUCAGACACUGAGCAGUUAUGAGGCCGUGGAUAUUCAAACAUGUCACACCUUCAGCCGCUCAACUGGACAGUUGUUGUCCUAACAUGCCAGCAAAAGGACAGUGUGUAUGCCUUUCAAAAAGAACUGGAGUUACGACAGCAAUGCGGUCACCUGCCACAAGAGGCGCUGUUGCUUACAGUGUCGGACCCUCAGCAGCGCCUGGGAAGCGGGGGAGCCACCCUCAAUGCUUUGCUUGUGGCUACUGAGCACCUGAGUGCCAGGGCAGGACAUACUGUGGUGACUGCAGAUGUGCUGGAUGAUGCCCACAUCCUCAUACUGCACACGGGCCGGGAUUUCCCCUGGGACAGCUGCGGUCGGGCGUUCAGCUGGCUGCCUGCACAGAGCCAGGCGAAAGUGGAGCAGCCUGUCUGCUGCUUGGACCUGCUGCUGGACUGUCUGACGAAGCAGAUCUGUCCCGGCUCUCCUCCGGGCGUGUGGGUGUGCAGCACGGACGCUAUGCUGACCCUGCCCACAGCCCCCGCCAUUUCCUGGGAGGGAUUCUCAGGGGUUCGAGUGGUCUCUCUGCCUGGCAGCGUCUCCUAUGCCACCAAUCAUGGGGUUUACCUCACUGAUGGGCAGGACAGAGUGCGUGACAUCAUUUACAGGGGCUCCGAGGACAGGAUCCGCCAAGCCAUGCAGACAGAUGGCAAAGUCCCUUUGGUCUCUGGGCCGGUGUUCUUCUGCAGGCAGGCUUCAGAGCGUCUGCUCCAGACACACGUGUCCUCCCCCCUGGAUGGCUGCACCUACAUGGGCAUGGACUCCGGGGCCCCUUCCUUACAGAUCUCCCUCUUUUUGGAUGUCCUUCUUUGCUUGUGUCUGGAUGUGAAUGAGAAGCAAUUCAUGGAUGGAGAGAGGCAUGGCUGCAUUUCCCCAGGUGGCCCACAGGGGGCACUGGUGAGGAGUGCCAGGGCAGUGUUGUGGAAGAUUCUGCGGGGGAUGCCUCUCACUAUGGUCUAUGUUCCAGAUGGCUGCUAUGAUUACUUGACCGUCUCAGGAGAUGAACAUAUCAGACGAAUUACAGAGAGAGAGAGUAAAACAGAAACCUUAUCACAUGUGCAGAAAUUGCAGCUGGUGAGUGAGGACAGCAAAGUGAUAAACAGUGUGCUGGAGGGAGACAUCAGUGUUAUGUCUGGAACUGUUAUCCAGCACUGUUGCCUGCAGGGGCCUAUGGUAAUACCAUCUGGCUGUUUUCUGUCCGGCUUAGACUUCACCUCCUCAGCCUUGUGCCAGUCGCUGCCGAGUGACAUCAUCAUCCAGAGACACCGAGUACAACUGGGAGACCUGAAACUUAUUGUCUUCACUGUACUGGGAAGGCAUGAUGACCUGGAGGCUUCAUGCACUGACCCUGCUGCCACAUUCCUGAAUGACAAAUGGAGCAGCUACUGCAGUCGCACAGGGAUACAGCCAGGAGAGAUUUGGGGGACUGCAGAUAAGGGAGCAGGACCUCCAUGUCUGCUGGAUGCCCGCCUUUUCCCCGUCCUCCUGCCUAGCAGGGGUGCUGUGGGGCUGGAAGGGGUGGAAUGGCUGCUGGAAGGGGCUGGAAGAGUGAAGGAGUGGAGGGAGGCAUGGAAGCUGUCUCUCAGAGAGGUGCUAUCCUGCACCGACCAGCAGGAGGAGCUGCACUGGAGACGGGAACUUUUCUUUCAGGCAGCACAGAGAAGAACAGUGGACACUCUGAAUGGCAGAACAGAGCAGAGCCUUCUCCCCAGCAUCAGGGCAGCAGUUUUAGGGGGGCAGCAGGAGAAUCUGCUGCAGGCGUUGGACUUAGUGGCAGCUGGAAGUAGUGAGGACCUUGGUGUAGCUGCCCGCUGUCUUGCCUGCGUGGCAGAUGUGCUGGGCUGUAUGGCGGGAGAAGGUCAAGGGGGUCUACGAAGUGGGCCAGCGGCAAAUCCUUGCUGGGCCCCAGCCUUUGGUCUUCUGGAGAAAGGGAACCUUUUGGGGGGUGUUAAAGCUCUGGCGGCUGAGAGAAAAAACUGGCUCAACAGGCCAGACUUACUUGUGAGGGCAGCAAGGCACUAUGAAGGGGCGGGACAAGUACUGCUUCGACAGGCGGUGAUGUCAGCACAGCGCUUCGUUACUAUUAGCCAGGGUGAGGUACCACCCAUUGGGGAGUGGCAGGAGUUUGAGUGUCCUGCACGACUGGAUCUUUCAGGGGGUUGGACUGACACCCCCCCGAUCGCGUUCGAGUGCGGGGGCACUGUGGUGAAUGUGGCUGUGACAGUUGAUGGAGAACGGCCAAUAGGUGCCAGGGCACGCCGCAUCAGGGAGCCUCGGCUGCUUCUGGUCAGCACCAGCGGGGGGCAGGACUGCAGGGUUACCACAGAGACUGUGUGCGAGACACUGCGAGACCUGGAGGACCACUGCCAGCCGCAGGCGCCCGGCGCACUCCUGAAGGCGGUAUGUGUGUGCAGUGGUCUGGUCACACUGUCUACCCAGCAGGCGCUGGUUGAUCAGCUGCUGCAGGGCUGUGGAGGGGGCCUGGAGCUGCAUAGCUGGUCACUCCUCCCCCAUGGCUCUGGGCUGGGUACCAGCAGCAUCUUGGCCGGGGCAGCGCUGGCUGCUGUGUACAGGUGUAUGGGACGCACGGUAGACACAAACUCCCUCAUUCAUGCCGUUCUGCACCUGGAACAGACCCUGACUACAGGUGGCGGGUGGCAGGACCAGGUGGGGGGUCUAGUGGGAGGAGUCAAGUUGGCACGCUCCAGUGCCUGCCUACCACUGAAGGUGCAGGUGGAGCAACUGAAUCUCACAGAGGACUUUCUGCAGUCCCUGCAACAGCACCUCCUGCUGGUCUACACGGGCAAGACACGCCUGGCCCGCAAUCUGCUACAGGAUGUGGUGCGGCGCUGGUAUAGCCGGCUUCCCUCCAUCGUGGAGAACAUCAGGCAGUUGGCGAGCAGCGCAGAGGAAUGUGCCCAGGCGUGCAUCGACGGAUCCCUCCCCAGGCUGGGCACUUGCGUAAACCGCUACUGGCAGCAGAAGAAGGUGAUGGCUGCAGGGUGCGAGCCUGCAGCAGUGCGGCUGAUGAUGAACGCCCUGCGGCCUCUAGCCCUCGGCCAGAGCCUGGCGGGGGCCGGAGGAGGCGGCUUCCUCUUCCUGCUCACCUCUGAGCCCAUGCAGAAGGAGAGAGUGAGGCAGGUGCUUUGCAACACGCAGGGCCUGGGGGAUUUCAGCGUUCACUCCGUGGAGGUCGACCUGCGAGGCAUCUCAUUCCAGAAGCGAUACGAGAUUGGCCAGCCUGGGGCCGUGUCAGAGGCGGAGGCUGGAAGAUCACCGUGACAGUUUGAAGAUGCAAGA